GUUCAGGUGGGUGGUAACCACAGCCAGAGUGGUCACCUGAAGAUGUCUGACAAUGCAGAGUCCCCAACAGAAACGCCAAAAGAGGAGUCACAACCGCCGCCAGAUGAUACGUCGACAAAUGAUGAGAAGAAAAAAAUUGAUGUGCUGCUGAAGGCAGUGGGGGACACUCCUAUAAUGAAAACAAAGAAGUGGGCAGUGGAGCGAGGUCGGACGAUACUGUCCCUGUCUCAGUUCAUCUCUCGCUUCCUCAAGAUUGAAGGCAGUGAACAACUGUUCAUUUAUGUUAACCAGUCAUUCGCCCCUUCACCGGAUCAAGAAGUAGGCAUCCUGUUUGAUUGUUUUGGCAGUGAUAACAAGCUGGUUCUACAUUACUGUAAAUCUCAAGCCUGGGGUUGAACUGUUUCUUCUGCUCUAUUUUGGACCUGACUCUUUCUUUAAUCCAUCCACCAAACACACAACAUUUUUUUCCAUUCAGUUUGUUCUGUAAAUACAUAUUGUAAAUAAAUUAUUGUGACUAUG
Trematomus bernacchii (emerald rockcod) is the source of this 519-nucleotide messenger RNA. It is a transcript of the gene atg12, whose product is annotated as ATG12 autophagy related 12 homolog (S. cerevisiae). Bases 43 to 396 code for a protein of 117 amino acids. Lineage: Eukaryota; Metazoa; Chordata; Actinopteri; Perciformes; Nototheniidae. The transcript has 4 exons. Gene Ontology annotation, biological process: nucleophagy; autophagosome assembly; autophagy of mitochondrion. The record is from RefSeq and is a predicted model, not a curated record. Gene Ontology annotation, cellular component: phagophore assembly site membrane; Atg12-Atg5-Atg16 complex; cytoplasm.